UUCAAGCUCAAGAGGUCUCUCAUCGCGUAGUGCCGUCGCGGCGCAGUUUAUAGCAUGCAACCCCUUCGGUUUUAAGCGAUCUCCAAAGGAGCCGCGCAGCCAUGGGAGUCCAUUACCUCAACCAUGCAAUUUCCACCAUCAAUAAUUUAAUCUAUUUGCUCCAAAGCUGAAGAGAUAUCCCUAAGCUGUCGGACAGUACAGGGAAAAUAUAGCUUAAGUAAUUACACAGGGGGUUGUCCAAAACAUCCCAGAUGACACUGUCCUGUUGAAUGGUCUCCUUUACGACUGGGCAGUAAAAGUUCCACCAGGUUAGAAGAGUGAUGACCAUCCUGUUCCUUACUAUGGUUAUUUCGUACUUCAGUUGCAUGAGAGCUGCUCCCAUGAGAGACGCCCCAGGUAUAAGGGGCCACCGAACGGAAGGCUACUUGGGUGCUGCAGUGACUGCCGGCCAGGGCCACGGGACUCCACAGAGCGGGGGUGGGCCGGGCCAGCAUGGGGGACUGCCCUCGCUCACAGACACAUUUGAGCAGGUGAUUGAGGAGCUCUUGGAGGUGGAAGGAGAAGCAUCUCAGCUGGGGCCUGGAGCUGACAAGGGCCAGGGAGGAGGGGGUCCUUCCUCUGUGGUCACCACGGAGACCAAGGAUGUCGACCUGUAUGCAUCGCGGGUGAUGAUCAGCAACCAAGUGCCUUUAGAGCCACCGCUGCUUUUUCUCCUGGAGGAAUACAAAAACUACCUGGACGCCGCUAACAUGUCCAUGAGGGUACGGCGGCAUUCUGACCCGUCGCGGCGUGGCGAGCUGAGUGUGUGUGAUAGUAUUAGCCAGUGGGUGACAGCUGUGGACAAAAAGACAGCAAUAGACAUGUCUGGGCAGACCGUUACCGUCCUGGAAAAGGUCCCUGUCCCCAAUGGCCAACUGAAGCAAUACUUUUAUGAGACCAAAUGUAACCCUAUGGGGUACACAAAGGAGGGCUGCCGUGGAAUAGACAAGAGGCAUUAUAACUCCCAAUGCAGGACAACCCAGUCCUACGUGCGAGCGCUCACCAUGGAUAGCAAAAAGAAGAUUGGCUGGCGGUUUAUAAGGAUAGACACAUCAUGUGUAUGCACAUUGACCAUUAAAAGAGGAAGAUAGUGUAUAUAAUGUAUAGAUUUUAUUGAGAGUUUAAAAAAGAGAGUAAAGAGAAAAUAUCUAUUUGUAUAUAUACAUAACAGG
Molecule: messenger RNA, 1211 nt
Organism: Oncorhynchus kisutch (coho salmon)
Lineage: Eukaryota; Metazoa; Chordata; Actinopteri; Salmoniformes; Salmonidae
Product: brain-derived neurotrophic factor
Exons: 2
Coding region: 321-1130 (269 amino acids)
Biological process (GO): neuron projection morphogenesis; cell surface receptor protein tyrosine kinase signaling pathway; nerve growth factor signaling pathway
Cellular component (GO): dendrite; axon; synaptic vesicle
Molecular function (GO): nerve growth factor receptor binding; growth factor activity
Source: RefSeq, a predicted model, not a curated record